CCCUGCCCUAGGGGCAGGGUAUCAUGAAAACAAUUUGAUGGAAGCACCUGAGGAGGAAGAGGAUAUUGAUCUUAUGAAUGAUGAGACAUUUGGUGGUGACAUUGAUGAGGACUUUGAUUGGGAGGAGCAGCAUGAAAAACUAUCAGAGGUUAUCGAAGUCGGCGACAAAGUUCUGUAUGGACGGCCAUCGAGAGGUUCUGAAUACCAAAACAACUAUGCCAGUCAAGAGGAGUUCAUGGAACAGAGUAUACGGCAGCUUGUUGUGGAGGACGAAGAAAUUGACGACCCCGCCAUCCUCAAUGUCAGCAAAAACUGCCCAAUACCCAAAAAGUGUCAGAACCUGGACGAUCUGUUUGGCCCCUCCUCCCCUCCAGCACUACUGGACACGGAGCACCUGGUGUCCCCGACCAGCAGAAACAUCUGGGGGUCCCCGGUGAAAGAGGCCUAUAUGCCCCCCACGGUCAACAACCUCCAGACUCUGUUUGAGUUUGCCAAGGCAGCAUCGGGCACCUCCCAUGCCAAAGGUGCCCCAGGAAGGACUUUGGAAGAGCUGGAACAGCAGAUAGUUCCGGGGUCAAAAGGUCAUGCGAUGACAGCAGAGGACCUGGAGCGACAGCUGAGGGGUGAGGGUCAGAAACCGCCCCCUCUUCCUGAGCCUCAUCUACAUCACCCCCCACCAGGAUUUCUACCUGGGUCACAUGGCCCAAGAAACCAGACUCCACAGCGAAUGCCCCCGGGAUAUGGUCCACCGUACAUGCCAAUGAUGGAAGGCCGGCGCUCCCCCCUGGGUCCGGGACCCUACCCUCCCCGGGCUGGUGAGGGUCCCCCUGGACCCACACCUCCUGGUCCGAUUCCACCUCACCUACUCAAUGGUAGGAGAUCCCCACUAGAUUCUGUGCCCACCACCCCUCAGAAUAAUAGAUCCUCCCCUGUGUUGUUGCAUAGGCUUUCUCCACUGGGUCCAGGAUUUGGUCACACUUCACCAUCGCCAGGAAGAGUGUCCCCCAUAUCUGUUGUAUUGAGGGGGUCACCCUCACCCCCUCCCGGAACCCCCCAGAGUUCUAUAUUAUCUGCCUAUGCACGAGGGGCUUUACAAAGUCUUCUGGGGAAUCGAAUGACCACGCCUCCCAUUGGAAUCCCCAGGCCCAUGCUUAGAGGACCGCCUCCCCCUCACAGUCCGUAUAACAGCCCAGGACCCAGACAGAGCCCGCAUGGAGGCCCCUUUGGACCCCCACACGGCAGUCCGUACGGCCCACCUCCUCCAGGAUCCUACCCACCCCCUCACAGCAGCCCAGGGGGCCCUAGACCACCUCACCCAAUGGGUCACUCAGAUCCCAGGAGGGGCCGGGGAAGGGGCCAUUUCAGAGGGCAUCGUGGAGGUUACAUGAACAUGGAUGUCAGGGAAGGUUACUCAGAAGGUCACGACCCAAACAAAUAUGAUCAAAUUCAUCACCAGGGCAACCGAGAUCAUCGCCGUGACUACCAGGAUAACCGGCGAGAGUAUGAUCGACGGAGAUAUUACCACUACAAUCCGGACGAAGACAGGAAACGAUCGGUGGAUGCCUACGCUGGACUCAUGACCCAGAAAGAGAAAGACUGGAUUAUCAAAAUCCAGCUCAUCCAGCUCCAGACGGAGAAUCCUUAUCUGGAUGACUUUUACUACACUACUUACACCCUAAAGAAGAAGGCUGAGGAACGCCUCAAGAGACAGCAGAAUGGGGCGUUAGACGACAAGGACUCGGAGCUGAACCUCAUCAUACCAGCCAUGGCUAAACUGGAGACCAAGCCCUACAAACCAGCUCAGUUUGAAGGCUCUCUGGGCAGAUUAACCACCUCAAGUGUUCACAAUCCCAGGCAAAUUAUUGACGUCAGGAGUGACAACAAGCCACACUCAGAGGAAGGAGAGCCCAAGAAUGUCUCCAAGGAGCUGAGACGCAGCAGGCAGCUGUUGAUGGAGAUAGAGAAUGGUUAUAAUCUUCUCUUAGAUGUGGAUGACAUCGAAAAGAAAAUAUUAGCUUUGCCAGAAGAAGCAAGGAAACCAUUAUUUGAAGACAGGAAGAACAUGCUGACAGAUCUCUAUAAAUAUUUACUGUGCCCAGGAAACAAUGAUCAUUUCUUGUCCAUCAUGUCAAUCCGCAAAGGGAGGAAACUGGUGGCUCGGGUCCUACCACUUCUGGAAAAGAGCCAGGCAGAGAAUAUGGUACAGUUACUGAUGAGGAACAUGGCAUAUCUGAUCAAAAAGGAUCAAGGAGACGAGGGUCUGAUGUGUCUCCACGACUCAGUGAUCCGUGUGAUUGACACGUGUGACCUCCAGCGUCUGGUUGAGUUUGCCACGGAGCUGAAGGAAUCCCGACAAAACCAGUCAAAGACCACUGCUGUCGCCAUACAGAACAAGUUCGGCAGCUCUUUGGUGUGUACUCUGCUUCACCGAGGUGAAGUUCUCCAUGCCAACACCUCACCUCUAGACAUGGACAAUCAGCUGGAAUCACUAUGGUGCCAGUUUGUCCAUGAAUUCGCAGGAAUUCUUGCGGUGGUGCCAACGGAAUCUCUUGUUCACCCAAAACAGCACCACGCCUCCAUAACGGAGCACUUUGAUCGACUCCUCAACAAAAAACUGAUCGCUGUCAUCGAAGACAAAGUUAAACUCUUCACUGAACCGGAACGGGCUGCGUGAUGUCUUGGUCUGGUCACUAGAGUAACUUUCGUCUGGAGAGAAAGAAUUUUGACAAUUGUAUACAUUAGAAUGUAAAUUAAAUCUUUGCUGAAUUUUAAUGAAAAGAUAGCUAUCAAGCAAGAUCAUCAGAGCAAUGAAGCUGUUACAACUCACCAGUAAGAUUAUAUCGUCUGGAGUUACUUGUGCAUGGCUGAUUCAUCGCUUAUGGAGUCAGAAUAUUUCAAAAAACUUAGGGCUGUUCUUCAAGCUGGUUUUUGUGGAUCCGAAGUUGUUUACACAUUAUCAUUUACCUUUCUUUUUUGGAGGAAAUAAGAAUUUCUUUAUUGGAACUUACAUGUAAAAUUAUCAACCCUUUGUGUGUCAACGUAUAUUAUGGGUGUUAAACUCAUCCCAAAACUGAAAAGAAAUAUUGCUUCCCAUUUUAAAAAUGCAUUUUUAUUUUUUUUUAUGGCAGUAUCCCAUCAUGAAUUUAUUAAUAAGCGAAUGAAAUUGCAUGGAACAUUUUGUGUGUAUUUAUAUAUAUCUUUUCUUCGAUCUUGUCACAAAGUCUUCUAAGAGGGAAAGUUUAAAAAAAUUACCCAUGAUUCAUUAGAGGAAAAGAUUUUUUGUCUUUGAAUUAAGAGUGGUCAUUUUUUUGUACAUAAAACUUAAAUCAUGAUUCACUUCCUCUAACAUUUGUAUCAAUGUCUGCAGCAACUAGCACACCAUAUCCAUAUACAUAUAUAUCUAAUCAAUUAAACAGUUUGUUUUCAAUCUGAAAAAGGAGUUCAUACUUGUAUCAGUAUUUGAGAUGCACUGUUUCUUUCACAUUUUUUUAAAGAAGAAUUUUAAUAAGUAAUUCAAUUUAAUUAUGUAUUAACACCAUCUACUACAUGUGUAAAUCCUUACCCUCUACAUGUUUGGAAAUAUUCAUUUUAUAUAAUGUAAAAAAAAAAAUGAUUUGUAAUGUUGGCUGUGAUAAGGGAACUAGUAUAAACUGGUGGGCCCAGAGUAAUAUUUGUGUUGUAAGUGGUAGAGUCUAGCUAGUGUAUUGUGUUAGUGACUUGUAUAACCAAUACUUGAUCAUACUUUGGUCUGUGGGGCGAUAUUUUGUUAUGCCCAGGCGAUAUACGUUUUAGGAUACUAAUGUCUGUGGGGCGAUAUUUGUUAAGCCCAGGCGAUAUAUGUUUAGGCCUUAAAACACAGACCAUUUUGAUUUUGAUUUUCUUCACCCAGUAAUAGUGCUUUUGUUACACUAAUGCAUUUGAAAGUAAAGAUUUGCAAAUAAAUUUUUGAUUAUUUUU
Magallana angulata is the source of this 3957-nucleotide messenger RNA. RefSeq names its product protein PAT1 homolog 1-like. Gene Ontology annotation, biological process: deadenylation-dependent decapping of nuclear-transcribed mRNA; P-body assembly. NCBI's taxonomy places the organism in Eukaryota, Metazoa, Mollusca, Bivalvia, Ostreida, Ostreidae. The coding region runs from base 38 to 2674 and encodes 878 amino acids. The record is from RefSeq and is a predicted model, not a curated record. Gene Ontology annotation, molecular function: RNA binding. Gene Ontology annotation, cellular component: P-body. The transcript is spliced from 20 exons.